This is a messenger RNA of Neurospora crassa OR74A, 165 nucleotides long. NCBI's taxonomy places the organism in Eukaryota, Fungi, Ascomycota, Sordariomycetes, Sordariales, Sordariaceae. The record is from the annotation of a RefSeq genome assembly.
AUGCCUCAAUUAGUUCCAUUUUAUUUUGUUAAUGAAAUAACUUUUACUUUUGUAAUAAUAACUCUUAUGGUUUAUAUUUUAUCUAAAUAUAUUUUACCUAGAUUUGUUCGUUUAUUCUUAUCUCGUACUUUUAUAUCAAAACUUUCUGAUAUAUCAAAAAAAUAA